ACUACCGGUGCUGAACCAUCGAGAUUUUCCGUGGUGCUGGCGCAUGCUUGACAUCGAUGCCGCGCCGGGGCUUGUUUUCCAUUUUCCUGGAGGCCUUGGGGGAAACGAAUCGAGAGCUGCACCAGAACCUGAAAUUGAGCGGCUGCGGCUGCUAUCCCGAGAUGAGUGACCUGGCUCGCUGCUGCGGCAAGCGGGACUGGAACAACGCCCUGGAGAAAGUCCGGGAGUCCAUUGAGGACACGAAGGCAGCGAUGCAGCAAUCUUUCACCAUGCAAAAGGGCAAACCUGGAGAACAUGUGGAGGAAGUCUUCAACGGCCCGGCACAAGAGGCGUUGAAGAAAUUGGAAGAUGUCGAGCAAGACCUACAGGGCGGAUGAGGAGGACUCGUUCAACAGACAUCUGAGCGUCCAAAGUGGCCAGAGAUCUGUUGGCACAAUGCAUAUCCCAGCGAAGCAAGAAA
Messenger RNA from Cladocopium goreaui, 460 nucleotides. Lineage: Eukaryota; Dinophyceae; Suessiales; Symbiodiniaceae. The record is from the annotation of a GenBank genome assembly.